AUGAAUCUACCGAAAUGUAUACCCCACUUGAUUAUAUCGUAUAAACAAAAAUGUAAAAAUGUUUGUCAUCUAAUGACCACUACUUCCCUAUUAUUAAUAUCACCUUCACCGUUAUCAACGAAGUCUGAUGAAAUAAACAAACCAAAUGGUUAUAAAAUACUAAUGAAAUCAUCAUCAGUUCGAUUACGAUUAGAUAAUUUACCAACACGUGUACAACAAUAUUUUAAUUUUACUCCUUCUGAUAAACCAUCCGAAUUUAUUACUGUAUUGUCAAGUGAUAUACAAAAAGUGAUUAGGAAAACCCAUUGUUCAGUCAACUUUAUUAGUGAUGAUUUACAACCUCCGUUACUUCAACUGAUUUCCAAAGAUGAUACAUCAAAUGUCAACAAAUCAUUACGUAAAUAUGGGAUUAAUUUGCAGGGGAAAACCCGAGUAAAAGUGAUUGAAUUUAGUUCUAAUAUAGACGAUAAUAUGUUUAGAGUCCGGGUGAAACAGGCAGAAGAUUUUUUACAAGCAGAUCAUUUUGUAGUUAUAAUUAUUAAAUUGAAACAUCUUAAAAAAUUAUUGUCGAAAAAAAAUAUACAGUCUACGACUACGAAAGCGGGUGGCGGUGAACAGCAGUUGCGAAAUUUGGGGAAGGUGGAAUAUGAGAAAAAUGUUACAAAGUACGCUAGAAUAUUUGAAGGUAUACCUUAUUGCAAAGUACACAAUAUUGAUCGACCGAAUGUGUUAAAUAUUGUUAUGACUCUAGAACAGUGUUUCUCACAGUGGCAUAGAUCUGAUAUUGGUAGACAUUCCUAUAUUUGUAAAUUAUUGUUUGGUAAAUCACAAGAUCCAUCACAAUUCAUUUUUGGAUUAUUUUCUGAAAUAACAUGACUUGGUAUGUUUACUUAUUUAUCCAAAAUUUUUCGAUUAAAAACAAGUCCUCGUGUCUAAGUUGGUUGACAAUAUCUUUACAACACGUAGUUUCUUCUGUUGUUCACACCAUACUCAUUAGAGUUUAGUGAACAUGUAGUGAGGCCUUUGAAUGUCAUCGGUUGUUGUAAUGGCGCCUGUGUAUUCUAAAAAUCAUGAAAUAGUCAUUUGGCUGAGCGUUGAUUCAGCAAUACAUAAACUAAACACAAUAACGUCACAUGAGAAUUUUCCAUACUAUAUGUAUAUACAUUUAUUACUCGAUCUAUCAAAUGUACAUCCUACAUUUGUCAAAUUAGAUAUUCUUGAUUUAGCUGACAAUUCUCCCGAAUUUUUUUGUCGUGCA
Schistosoma guineensis is the source of this 1258-nucleotide messenger RNA. Lineage: Eukaryota; Metazoa; Platyhelminthes; Trematoda; Strigeidida; Schistosomatidae. The record is from the annotation of a GenBank genome assembly.